UCUCCCUGGGUAACGCUCAUUUCUCGACGGCUUCACUCUGUUUCUCUUUAUUCAUACGUAUUGAAUACAUACAUUGGCAUGUAUAUGCAUACAGGUACUUAUUGUUCAUCUCUCCUGAGCGUCCGUUUCUUCUAACCCUUGUGUAUCUUCCAUCAAUUCCCGCCUCUCUCUCAAUGUCGGUGAGAUCAGUGUCCGUUAACAAUGUCUCCUUAAGUGCUUCUGAGAAUGAUAUCAAGGAGUUCUUCUCAUUCUCUGGUGAAAUCGAAUGUAUUGAUUGGCAAAGUGACACCGAGCGUUCUCAAAUUGCAUAUGUCACUUUUAAAGAUGCUCAGGGUGCGGAGAAAGCAGUGCUACUUUCGGGAGCAACGAUCGUUGAUCAGACUGUCACUAUUGAUCUGGCACCCGAUUACAAUUUGCCGCUAAGUGCUCCAGCAGCUCCCAUUGAAACAGAGAACCAAAAUGUAGGUGAGACUCCAAUGGUUGUCCAAAAAGCAGAGGAUGUUGUCAGUGGCAUGUUAGCCAGGGGCUUCACCUUGGGAAAAGACGCACUUAACAGAGCGAAGUCCUUUGAUGAGAGACACCGGCUCACUUCCAGUGCUUCAGCCAGAGUUGCUUCCUUUGACCAAAAGAUAGGGCUUACUCGGAGAUUUAGCACAGGGGCAACAAUGAUGAAUGAUAGAGUGAAAGCAAUAGACCAGAAGCUUCAGGUUUCUGAGAAGACCAGGACAGCUUUUACUACUGCACAGCAGAAAGUUAAUAGUGCUGGAUCUACCAUUAUGAAGAAUCGUUACUUGCUGACAGGAACUUCCUGGGUAGUUGGUGCUUUUAGUAGGGUUACAAAGGCUGCAGGAGAAGUGGGGCAGAAGACAAAAGCGAAAUUGUCAAGAGACGAGGGAAAGAAAGAGGCUGUUGGCUCGGGCCAAGUCCCUGGUACCGACUCCGUUGAAGGUGCUUCUGCCAGUCUUCCUCAAAAUGAAAACUUAAGUGGAGUUACAAAGGCUUUAGAGGAAGUGGAGCAGAAGACAAAAGAAAAGAUGUCUGAACACGAGGAACGAAAAGUGGCAGAUGGCUCUGGCCAAGUCCCCACUACACACUCUGCUGAAGCUGCUUCUGCCAGUCUCCCUCUAAAAGAAAACCUGAACAGUGCUUGAUCCUUUACUCUUUGAAAUCAAAUGCAGAUGAAUGCUGUGCUGGAUAUACAGUCAUAAAGAUUAGUUUCCCGGAGCAUCAGUUAUGCUUCUCAAGUGAUAUCAUUAUUUCUUUAUUUUGUUUAUCAAUUGAUGGUUUGGAUACGGUUUCUAUA
This is a messenger RNA of Daucus carota subsp. sativus, 1303 nucleotides long. RefSeq names its product binding partner of ACD11 1. Gene Ontology annotation, molecular function: RNA binding. The coding region runs from base 174 to 1151 and encodes 325 amino acids. NCBI's taxonomy places the organism in Eukaryota, Viridiplantae, Streptophyta, Magnoliopsida, Apiales, Apiaceae. The transcript is spliced from 5 exons. The record is from RefSeq and is a predicted model, not a curated record.